Jatropha curcas is the source of this 1815-nucleotide messenger RNA. RefSeq names its product glutamate dehydrogenase 2. The record is from RefSeq and is a predicted model, not a curated record. Lineage: Eukaryota; Viridiplantae; Streptophyta; Magnoliopsida; Malpighiales; Euphorbiaceae. Gene Ontology annotation, molecular function: L-glutamate dehydrogenase (NAD+) activity. Gene Ontology annotation, cellular component: mitochondrion. Gene Ontology annotation, biological process: L-glutamate catabolic process.
UCUCCCUUUCUUUCCUCUCUUUAAAAUCACGAUUAUCCAGAGAGUUCACACCCCAAUGGACCAGUGAUAUACGUGCUCAUUCACUACCUUCCCUUUAUAUUAUCGGUCUGCCAAUUCCCGUUUCUAAUUCAUAUUUGCUUUUUCUUUAUCCGGUUGCUAAUCCAUUUCAGCAGUGGCGUUGUAUUUUGUUUUUCUGGAUUCUAUUGUUUUCAAGAUUCUGUAGGCAGCAGCUAUGAACGCUCUUGCAGCUACAAACCGAAAUUUUCGAAACGCCGCACGGAUUCUUGGGUUGGACUCUAAAGUCGAAAGAAGUCUUUUGAUCCCAUUUAGAGAGAUCAAGGUGGAAUGCACCAUUCCUAAGGACGAUGGAACUUUGGUGUCAUACAUCGGAUUCAGAGUGCAACACGAUAAUGCUCGUGGGCCCAUGAAGGGAGGCAUCAGAUACCAUCCUGAGGUUGAUCCUGAUGAAGUCAAUGCAUUGGCUCAACUGAUGACAUGGAAGACUGCUGUGGCAGACAUACCAUAUGGUGGAGCGAAAGGAGGGAUUGGAUGCAGCCCGAGGGAGUUGAGUUUAAGUGAGCUAGAACGACUUACCCGUGUCUUUACUCAGAAGAUCCAUGAUCUCAUUGGUACUCAUACUGAUGUUCCAGCACCAGAUAUGGGCACUAAUUCACAGACAAUGGCGUGGAUAUUGGACGAAUACUCAAAGUUUCAUGGUCACUCACCAGCUGUUGUGACAGGAAAGCCUAUAGAUCUCGGUGGAUCACUGGGUAGAGAGGCAGCAACUGGUCGUGGAGUUGUUUAUGCUACUGAAGCUUUGCUUGCUGAAUAUGGGAAAUCCAUUAAGGGUUUGACAUUUGUGGUUCAGGGUUUUGGGAAUGUGGGGUCUUGGGUAACAAGGCUCAUACAUGAGAGAGGUGGGAAGAUUAUAGCAGUGAAUGACAUCACCGGUGCAGUCAAGAACCUGAAUGGACUUGAUAUACCAGAAUUGCUCAGGCAUAAAGAAUCCACUGGUGGUUUGACAAAUUUUCACGGUGGAGACUCCAUGGAUCCUAAUGAACUGCUGGUACAUGAAUGUGAUGUGCUCAUCCCUUGUGCUUUAGGUGGAGUCUUAAAUAGGGAUAAUGCUUCAGAUGUAAAGGCCAAGUUCAUAGUAGAGGCAGCAAACCAUCCAACUGACCCAGAAGCAGAUGAGAUUCUAUCCAAGAAAGGAGUUGUAAUACUCCCUGAUAUAUAUGCAAAUGCUGGAGGUGUGACUGUCAGCUACUUUGAGUGGGUUCAGAAUAUUCAAGGUUUCAUGUGGGAAGAAGAACAGGUGAAUAAGGAACUUGGGAGGUAUAUGACUCGAGCCUUUCAUAACAUCAAGAACAUGUGCAAAACAUAUGACUGCAAUCUUCGGAUGGGAGCUUUCACCCUUGGGGUAAACCGAGUUGCACGCGCUACUUUGUUAAGGGGAUGGGAAGCUUGAAUCAAUGUCCUGUUAAUCUCCAGUCUCGGAUAUAACCUGUGGACAACUGAAGGAGACAAAUUGGACGCUAUUGUUACCCGCUGCUGAAUUGAUUUUUUUCCCCUUAUUUAUUUAUUUUUUUUUUUUGGAAAAAUUACUUCUGGAUUAAAGGGUGCCAUUUGAUAGGGUGGUUUUUAUUUGAAAAGAAAUGAAAAUUAUAAAAAUUAGAUUUUAUUCUUUUUGAACAAAAAUUGAACUUAUAUUCGACCAACAGGGUGAUUCUUGUAAUUUGUAAACCCAAAAUCUUGCUUGCUCCUAGUGCAAGAAUUUAUUUCUCAAGUUAGUUAAAGUUCAAAUUUCAAAGAAGA